This is a messenger RNA of Adineta ricciae, 1023 nucleotides long. NCBI's taxonomy places the organism in Eukaryota, Metazoa, Rotifera, Eurotatoria, Adinetida, Adinetidae. The record is from the annotation of a GenBank genome assembly.
AUGGUCUACAUGUACAUAAGUCUCAGUUUCCUGUUAAUUUUCUUGGUUAAGACCAGUGUUCAGGUGAGCUGUCUCACAAAUGUGCGGGAUUACGAAAUUCAACUCAAUGAUACAAAUCCAAAAGGCACAAUUCAAAAUUUAACAUCGGAUCUGAUUAAUCGUACUCAACAAGAAUCAUUUUGUUCGUUCAAUCUAUCGCUUUUCCACACAAAACGUCUAGUUAAAGUUCAAUUUUCACGUUUGAACGGCGUCAAAAUUGGUCAAAUAGUCGUGCAAACUGCGAUUGAAAUAGUUAAACACGCAACUUUAAUGACCGUAAUGCGAGGAGUUUGUACAAGACAUGCAUGUGAUCUCGAAUACACAAUAAGUGCUGUACAAUGGAUGCUUACAGAAGGCAAAUCAUAUGGAAGUGUAGAAAAAGAACUUGAAGUUUUGCUUGAAAAAGGAAAAGUCACUCCAAGUUCUACAUGUCUCCAAUGGAUGAAUACUCAUCGACUACAAGAUUGUGUUGGUUUACGAUGUCUCAGUAGAAAUUUUCCGAAUGUUUAUUUGACUGGAUGUAUGAACACUACAAGAGCACCAUUUGCCGAACUUGAAGUGUUCGCUCAAAUAAAUCAACGAAACGUUACUACUCAACAUAAGUUGAUUUUUUUGUGUAAACUUUCUUAUUGCAAUAUCAAACGCACCGAGACGCUCGUUUUUUAUUUUAUGUGGAAAAGAUUCAAGAUGGACAAAUUAUUCAAGACAAAAAAAUUAACAAAUUUUCCAGAUGAUGAAACGACAAUUAAACCAACAACAAUUAGUCAACGAACGCAAGCCAUUAGUAGUGAAAAACUUCGAUGUGAUUCUCGAUCUGGUACGCAUCACAUGUACCGAAAAUAUCGAGAUUUAACAAGAGCAUUAGCGAUCAUACAAUGUUAUCGUAAUAUGGGUGGUAAAUAUCAUGCUCGACUAUCGAACAUUCAAAUCAUGGAAGGGAUGAAUCCAUGGAAAACGUACCGCUCAAAUUCUCAGGGUCUGUAG